GCUUCACCAGGACACUUUUUGUGAAAGGAUUUCAGUUUGAUCUAAACACACACAACUUGUGUUGUUACAAUUACAGCAUCAGCGCAUAGCCCACUGAAGGUGCUCUAAAGCCGUGAUGAAUGUGUCAACACACCAAUACUGUUUACUUCAGGGGCUGUGGGACUUUGUGAGAUCCGGUCAGGAGGAGAUCUUGUUGUCCCCUUACCUGCCCGCUUUCAGUGCGUUUAUCACGCACGUCCUCCUGUGCGUGCCGUUCUUUAUUAUGGACUUACUGUCGUGCGUCUGCCCUCUGAUCCGCUCGUGGAGAAUCGAUACGGGUUCGGUGCCGAGCGUGAGAUGCUGGAUGGAGUGUUUGGGGAGGCUGACUGUCCGGUACCUGACAGUGGUGCUCCCCGUCACCGCGCUCCUGCAGUGCGCCCUGAAGACCCCCGUGUUACCCGAGCGAGCCCCAUCCUGCUACCGGUUCUGCGUGGAGGUGCUGGCGUGCUUUCUGCUGUUCGACGCGCUCUUCUUUGUCUGGCACCUCUCCAUGCACAGAAUCCCUUGGCUCUUCCGCAAAGUGCACCAGGAGCACCACAAGAACAAGGCCCUGAUCGCUCUGUCCGCCCAGGAUGCCAACGGGUGGGAGCUGCUGUCCCUUCUCCUCCUGGCCCUCAUCAGCUCCUGGUGGGUGGGGUGCCAUCCCCUGAGCGAAGCCCUCUUCCACUUCCUCAACAGCUGGCUGGCCAUAGAGGACCACUGCGGGUACGACCUGCCGUGGGGCCUGCACCGACUGCUCCCCAGUUUAGGACUAGGGGGCGCUCCGUUCCAUCAGCUGCACCAUACCAAGCACAAGUGGAACUACGCCCCCUACUUUACGCACUGGGACUUGCUUUUUGGCACGUACAAACAGUGAGCCGUAGAUAAGGUUCAGUAUACCAGUUUAUCACUGUUUCUACGUGGUUUGUACCUGUUUUAGCAGCUGGUUCAGGGUUUAUACAUUUCAGGACAUAAACAAGUAACCAAGCCAAUGAAAAAAAAACGUAAAAACAGGCAGCUACAGAAACUUGAGUCAGUCCAUCUUGCCGAUUUCGUCUGAUUUUGGAAGCCAAACACGGCGGAGUCUGGUUAGUACGUGAACGGAAAACCGCUUUUAACCUCCAAGAGCAACAAUGGGGCAGCAGUGGCUCAGGUGCUCACUGUUUUCGUGUCGUUCAGCAAGACACUGCUUAGAAACACUGCGCAAGGCAGCUGUGGAUAAAAUAGAAGCUUACCGCCAACGAGUAUGGAGUGAAUGAAGAAUGCACGACUUUUUUUUUAUAUAUUUUUUGAGCCCACACAAUACUAGCAGGGCAUUAAAACUGAGAAAGAUUUCGCCAACUUGUGGGAAUCUAACCUUUGAAUAACAAACGCACUUUUGCACUUUAGCACUUCAGCACUUUGUAUAAAAAAUGCAUUAAAAAAGAGUGCUUUUUGGGGGGAAAUGUUAUUUUUCUAAGUGUGCAAAGAUUUUAAAAGACUCUGUACCUGAUUUUUUAGUCUCUUAAAAACUUUAAAAAAUGGAAAUAGCUCAUCAUAAAAGAUUCGCGAUGAUCCAAAGUUAUUCCUCGCUUACUGUAUCCAUUCCAACCAUUCUAAUUAUUCACCGUGAUGCGUUUCGAAGUGCUGACAUCAACUAGCAUGCUAACGUGCACUUCCUCAUACGACCGACUCUGUUAAUAUUGGUUGUAUAUAAAGCAAGAUUAUUAUGGACCUGGUCUAAUAAUAUGAAGCGCAGUUUUGCUGUGACGGUGAAACUAACAAAAACCAGCAUGUUAACGGGCACUUCCUGAUUACUGGACAAUAAAAUCAAGCUCCAACUAGUGCAUAUUAAUGAGGCAUGAUUUAAAAUGCGUGCACUUCCUCAAACGGUAAUUUCUCUUAAUAUUUGUCGAAUAUGAAUUAGGGGUGUAACGAUACUCAAAUUUCUCAGUACGAUAUUAUCACGAUAUGCAUCUGACGAUACGAUAUUUAUUGCGAUAGUGAUUUGAGGUUAAUAUAAUUCUAGAUUGGACACUUUUAAAAUACCUUGAUAAGAUUUUGGUGUGAAUUAUUUUUGUCUUAAUCCCAAGAAUUCAAGUCAAAAACAUAUUUCUUCAUGUUGUCUGUGCUGAAAUGAAUCAUGGGAUAUGUAGUUUCUGAUGUUUAUAAGAUUUUGCUACUAUAAAACAUUUAAGCAAAGGAACUUAUAAUUCGAUUGUGAGACUUUUGACGAUACGAUAUCACGAUAUUUCAGGUAUUGUUACAUCCCUACUACAAAACAAGAUUAUUAUGGACCUGGUCAAUAAAACCUUAUAAAGCAGAGUUUUGCCAAGCAUGCUAACACACCCUUCCUGAUUAUCGGACAAUAAAAUGGUUUAUAAGUAGCAGACAGACCACUGCAGACUUAUUUUGAUCUCAAGAGCCGCUUGUACGAGCUGUACCGGGGCAAGUCAAAUACAAAACUCAAAUACGAAACUCAAAAAUCAGGUACAGGAUCCAGCAAUAUUCGAAACAAUGGGGCAUUUCAGACCAAGCCCAAACUGUAAUGUGAUCUGAAGCUCGGAGAUACGCAUCAGGAUUUUUUAUGAAUGACUUUUGGUGCGUCACUCUUUUAUCUGUAAUUAUACUCAAAUUAAUGGAGCGUGCUGCAACCUGAACCGUCUUUACUGCAUAUCUAAACAAACGCUACUGAAAGAGACGAGACAUUUCAUCAUUUAGGUCAGAGAGUGAAGACAAGACACUGCAGGUGAAAAGGAAAAAUGUGUAAGUGUAAGUGUAAGUGUGAGAGUAAACGUAAGUGUAAAGAUAUCAGUUUGAAACUUCUCCUGGGCUUUACUCAUAUAAAUGUAAGAAAAAAAUCUAUUAUGAGUUUUUCAGCAUGUAAUCGUUAAGGCAUUUUAUGUAUAAAAGCUGACAAAAUUUACCAUUUUUGUGAUUCAAGAGCCAGGUUUAAAUGUUGCUUCUUUUUGUUGACAUAUUAGAUGAUAAAAAAUAAAAAAAUAAAAAAAUAAUAUAAAUACAUAUACAGGGAGUUUUGGAUAUUAUUUGAGAAAGCAAAAUUUCAACUCAGUUUUUAGUUAAAGCUUCAAUAAAUCAGGCUUGGAAUUUGAUUAAAAAAAUAUAUAUAUAUAUAAUCAUUGUUAAAUACAAGAGGGGUGAUUCUUAUGUCCCAUUCACACAUGUUUGAAUUUAUUUUUAGUCUUUCUGCUUCUCCAUAAUCUCCAAAUGCUCUGUUCCACUUUGUUUAUUUAUGCAUUUAUUUAUUUGUGAUGUCGUAAGGGACUAUCUUUUACCUUUUCUUUAGCUGAUUUGCGGAAAUUCUGGGACUGAAAUGAUCCAAACGAUUCUAGUGAAGGUGUGUGGAGUUUAAAAACACAGUGGAGCACUUCUUGCAUUACCACAUGACAUCACAAGAUGGAACAGAGUGUUUUCAUAUGCAGCUUUAGUAUAUAUACUGUUUUUUUUGUUUUGUUUUUUUUUGCACUAUGUAACUUUUGUCUGGUCUGUCACCUGUUUGUGUCCAUGAAGAUGCCAUUGCUUUGCCUGGAAUGUUCCGCAGUGUGGCAUUAAACGUAUGUACACUGAGAUGAUGCCACUGUAGACCCGGUGAAAGGUCAGAUCUGUGAAGAGGCAAGCCUGCUCACAUUCAGAAUGCAUGUUUUUCAAUGUCAUUUUGAGGGUUAAAGCCAUACCGCGGAAUAUUUUCACAAAAGCGAUAAUAAUUAAUAAUAAUGUUCAAUUCAGCUGGCUUGAUUGUGAACAUUGUGGAACUUUUAUUUUUUUUCUUUUAUACAAUUCAAUUCAAAGUCUUAUUAUUGAUUUAGAUGACUGAAACUGGUCAAAUAAUCACCGAAAUCACUGAAUUAUUCCCAAAUUCAAGCACUCAUUUGAAAAUUUGUGGUUACCUAGCAACCACAAUGUAAACAAAGGCCAAAACUUGUUAAAAUUACACAAUGGAUAAGCUUAGACUAAUAAAAAAAUAAAUGGCAGCAUGUUUAUUUUGUUAAAUGAAGGUUUAAACUGUUUUAGAACUCUGUAUUUUUGUAUUUUUUUGUUUCAACUUUUUUGCAAAAACUUAACUUAAAGGUGCACUAUGUAACUUUUUGGUUAGGGAUCCAUCACCUGCUUGUUUCUAUAGAUAUGUACCUUAUAUUUGUUCAAUUACAGGUGGUUUUAUAGUGCAAAAUACAAAGAAAAACAUUCUGGAUUUGCAUUUUGAUGUGUAACUUGGUUUGGUUUGAAGACAGAAAGCUUUAAAACCAUACUGUGAAACUUUCCCGACGAAGCAAAAACAUCUCCACGGAGAAAAUGUUACACAAUGCACCUUCAAGUAAAACUGUGGCAUUAUUUUCCCACCAAACCAUAUCAUAAUUAGAAAAAUAUGAAAAUCUGUCAAAUGCACUUUAACUAGCCAAGGGUUAUUGUGAUUUUAAAUGGCUUCAGUUUUCAACAAAUGCUUUCAGUAAUGGGCUCCAGAUUUACCCCAGUGAGCCAAAGCCGACACAGAACAGAUUGUAUAUUUAAGAUUUACUGUACUGAAACGCUUUUGCACUGCUACAGAAAAAAAGUUUUGAAUGACUGUAAAUGAUGUGAACAGUGUGUGGAAUCAUGGGAGUGUAAAUAUGCAAGUGAAGUGUUAUAAAUGUUUAUAUGUAUUGUAGCAGGAUGUGAGUAACAAUAAAGAUUAUGUACAAAUGUGAA
Messenger RNA from Boleophthalmus pectinirostris (great blue-spotted mudskipper), 4701 nucleotides. Its product is annotated as cholesterol 25-hydroxylase-like. The coding region runs from base 116 to 895 and encodes 259 amino acids. Gene Ontology annotation, biological process: cholesterol metabolic process; sterol biosynthetic process. The transcript has 2 exons. NCBI's taxonomy places the organism in Eukaryota, Metazoa, Chordata, Actinopteri, Gobiiformes, Gobiidae. The record is from RefSeq and is a predicted model, not a curated record. Gene Ontology annotation, molecular function: iron ion binding; C-4 methylsterol oxidase activity; steroid hydroxylase activity.